GGAAGUUUGCUUUCAGGAAACGGAGAGUUGGCUGCCCAAGUUUGGGAUUUUGAGUAAUGGUGUUGGAACAUAUACGUUCCAACCCUGUUAUCAAUUUCUCAUCUCACCUACAGUCCGUGUCAAAGGACGGCUUCGUCUGUCGACAUUUGGCCUCGACAAUAUCUGAUAUCGGUAUAGGCGUCGGUCGAACUCGUAUGCGAGAAUAUGAUGGACGGUUUGAAUAUGCUGUGUAAUCUCUGUGGAGACCUGUUUAGGGGCAGGUGUGAGUGGCGUACGAAGCUGUUGCUGCUGCGUGUGUUUCUGCACCAAGGGAAAGAUAUCAGCGAGGUGUUGACAGUAGAAGCACUUGCUUUCAGAGGACAUCAAUGUCUGCUAUGCUGCAGGCUACUACGGGAAAUUAAGAAGAGGAGACACAUGAAAGAUCUGGACGCCACCUCCAAACUCACUGUUCGUCGGAGGCUGAUGGAUGAUGAAGUCAGAAUAUCAGCGGAGAAAGGAGUAAAAUUCUGCAUUGGGGAGCUAUGCUGCCAGUUUACCAAAUUGAGUUCCAUAGAACAUAUGGUUUCUUGUCCGGCAAAAAUGGAACAAAAUACGGGAUCUCAAACUUCUAUAGGUUUGGCUAGAACGUGGCUUGACUGUUGUCUAUCAACACAUCGGAGUGCGUUCGGGUCCAAGAGAGAUUGAACAUAUCGACGAGACUUUUAGAGAUAAACAAGCCCAUGACAGGUCACGUAAGGUUGUACAAUACGGCA
Messenger RNA from Mollisia scopiformis, 752 nucleotides. RefSeq lists its product as uncharacterized. NCBI's taxonomy places the organism in Eukaryota, Fungi, Ascomycota, Leotiomycetes, Helotiales, Mollisiaceae. The record is from RefSeq and is a predicted model, not a curated record. The coding region runs from base 205 to 684 and encodes 159 amino acids. The transcript has 2 exons.